This is a messenger RNA of Penicillium riverlandense, 2739 nucleotides long. RefSeq names its product mRNA-binding protein PUF3. The transcript has 5 exons. The coding region runs from base 1 to 2739 and encodes 912 amino acids. The record is from RefSeq and is a predicted model, not a curated record. Gene Ontology annotation, molecular function: mRNA 3'-UTR binding. NCBI's taxonomy places the organism in Eukaryota, Fungi, Ascomycota, Eurotiomycetes, Eurotiales, Aspergillaceae. Gene Ontology annotation, cellular component: cytoplasm. Gene Ontology annotation, biological process: nuclear-transcribed mRNA catabolic process, deadenylation-dependent decay.
AUGGCCGCUAAUGCAACCAGCGUACAUAACGUACGGUCGAGCCGGGCUUCCAACAUGAGUUCAUCCGGGAUGAACAAUGACCGCAUGCGUGGAUCUCAGAGCAACAGUGUAGGAAAGGGUUUCGGGGCUGGCAAGCCCAACUGGAACAGCAACAUUUGGGGUGACGGCAACCUCGGAGGUGGGUUCGGAGAUGAUCAACACAUCGGCGAGACUGCUUUUGAGGGCAAGUCCGGUUCGGGCUCGUUGCUGUCCUCAUCUGAAUCGGAUGGCUGGACAGGACGUGCGAACAUGCCUUGGAGUACCGUCAACACCUCAUUGUCGAUGGGCCAGAACAGAGGCGGCAUGGCCACUUCACCCAUUCAGACUCGCGGCAAUGAUCGGAGCGCAGCUGUCCUCAACGAGGCGGGUGAUUCCUCAUACUUUACAAUGCCUCGCACGUCGGGAAUCAGCAGCGGUGCUGGUACCGCGAGCCAACGGCCAUAUCUUAGCACAGCAUCGGAGGGAAUUUCCCCUUCGGCUGAUGGCAUCUCAUUUGGUGGGUUCCCUAGUUUUCGCAACGGCGAAGGUCGACGGCAGAUCAACUCGAGCGGUCUGAGCAACAGUCCUGUGGGGGCUACCUUCCCGGUGAAGUCUGGAUUUACUCUGGAUAGUGCACGCGCGGAUGAUAUGGCCACCCCGAUGGGUAUGUCAUCCCUGGCCUCUGGCAUGUCGGACACGGUGUCCCCGCCCCAAGGACGCAGUGCACUUGCCCACAUGCCUCACAACUCUGCCUCAUAUGCGCCACAACGUCCUACCCACUCUGCUCACCCCUCAUUCUACUCCGAUAACCAGAAUCUUGACAGCCGUUACGGCAGCGUCGACCUGAGCGCUGGUUUCAAUAAGCUGCAACUGAACGAGGCUGGGUACGGCUCGCAGCAAUCAGCUCAGCGACCUCCGUACGUCCCUCACGCAUCCUUUGAUGGGUCCUACCCGCGUGUCAAGUACCAGUCCGACGAUGUCGGCUACCAGACACUGGCUGGUUAUGGUGCAGAAGGCACCCCCGACAUGCAUCUUGCAUACCAGGCUCGAUCCCGUGCCGCAGACACUGGUUCCAUCUCCCCGUCAGAUUAUGCUCGCAUGGAUAGUCCUCUGUAUGGCGGGGCGGAGGCAUCGCUGCAGUAUCGAAACAAUGGCGGCCGUCUCUCCGAUACCCAGGCAGCUGCGUUCGAGCGGAGACUCCGGAAUUUCCAGGAACAGGAUCUAGUGCAAGGUCCUUCCGGCUCCCUCCAACGGGGACAAUUUCCUCCUUCCUACGACUAUUCUGGCUACCAGUCAGCUCGUCUGAAUGCCCUUUCCGGAUUCUACCCCGUCAACCACCUCGGUCAGCUCGGAGCGGCUGCCCUAGUCUCUCGAGGCCAUCGCGACCAUGAUCCCGCCCAAGUUGUUCGCAGCCCGCUCCUGGAAGAGUUCCGGGCGAACAGCAAAGGAAACAAGCGAUAUGAGUUGAAGGACAUCUACAACCAUGUGGUUGAGUUCAGUGGUGAUCAGCAUGGCUCGCGGUUUAUCCAGCAAAAACUGGAGACUGCCAACAGUGAUGAGAAGGAGCAAGUCUUCCGUGAAAUUCAGCCCAACUGCUUGCAACUGAUGACGGAUGUGUUUGGCAAUUACGUUGUGCAAAAGCUGUUCGAACAUGGCAAUCAGACCCAGAAGAAGAUCCUGGCGAAUCAGAUGCGAGGCCAUGUCCUUGCUCUGUCGACACAGAUGUACGGGUGCCGUGUGGUGCAAAAGGCAUUGGAACACAUUCUCACUGAUCAGCAAGCUGGCAUGGUCAAGGAGCUGGAGAACCACGUCCUCAAAUGUGUUCGGGACCAGAAUGGCAACCACGUUAUUCAGAAAGCUAUUGAACGAGUUCCCUCGCAAUACGUGCAGUUUAUCAUCAAUGCUUUCCGAGGCCAGGUGAACAGACUUGCUGCGCACCCGUACGGAUGCCGAGUUAUCCAACGCAUGCUCGAACACUGUGAAGAAGUUGACCGGGAGUCUAUUCUCGCCGAGCUUCACGCUUGCACGUCCAACCUGAUCCCCGACCAGUUCGGCAACUAUGUGAUUCAACAUGUGAUUGAGAACGGCGAGGAGAAGGAUCGCGAUCGCAUGAUCCAAAUCGUCAUGUCACAGCUUCUGGCUUAUUCUAAGCACAAAUUUGCCAGCAAUGUGGUUGAGAAGAGCAUCGAGUUUGGCACUCCAGACCAGCGCCACCACAUCAUCUCCACCCUGACUUCCCCCAACGAGCGGGGCGAAAGCCCCCUGCUCGGUUUGAUGCGGGAUCAGUAUGGCAACUAUGUCAUCCAGAAAGUUCUCGGCCAGCUCAAGGGAGCUGAGCGCGAGGCUCUGAUUGACCAAAUCAAGCCCAUGCUGAGCCAGCUGAAGAAAUUCAGCUAUGGCAAACAGAUUGUCGCAAUUGAGAAGCUCAUCUUCGACCCAAACUGUCCUGUGACAGGCCCUCUGGCUCACACCACCUCCACCACUCCUCCCAACUCUCACAAGUCCUCACCUCAGCCUUCUAAACGUUUGAUCCCGACCAUGGAGCAACCUCGCGCCUUUGUUGGGACUGCGCCACCCACACCUCCCCCAACCGACAACCAGAGCACCGUUGACGGCUCUCUUGAGUCGAAGGGACUUGCUAAGAGCACGGUGACCCCGGUCUCGGAGGAGUCUGGCAACACCGGUGUUUCUGUCCCCGUGGACAUCGCCAGUGCCCACUAA